GCUUCUCAGAUCGAGGCGCAUUGACGUCAAUCGUUGUUUGUGAUUGGUCAUAACCUUUUCCGGUGAGGCAUCCAUCCAUCCAAGGACUGUGGGAAAGCCUGUGUAAACGGAGUAAAACACGUCGACAAAUUCAUCGAAGCGUCUCAGGUCAGCAGGUCACCAUGGCGUCCAGCAGUACGAGCAGCGAAGAAGAGAGGAGCUUGCGGGAGUGUGAGCGCUACGUGCAGAAGCACAACAUCCAGCAACUGCUGAAGGAAUGCAUUGUGCAGCUGUGCACUGUCAGGCCUGAAAGGCCAAUGCUUUUCCUCAAAGAGUGCUUCGAGAGGCUUGAGAAGGAGGAAGCUAAACAGAUCAGCAGCCAGCAGAAGUCAAGCUCUCGCUCAGACUCCCGAGAAGAUGAGGUCUCUCCUCCCAUGAAUCCUGUGGUUAAGGGUCGACGGCGCCGCGGUGCCAUCAGCGCAGAGGUCUACACUGAGGAAGAUGCAGCUUCUUAUGUUAGAAAGGUUAUUCCUAAAGACUAUAAAACGAUGGCUGCCCUGGCUAAAGCGAUUGAAAAGAAUGUGCUUUUUGCCCAUCUUGAUGACAAUGAAAGAAGUGACAUAUUUGACGCUAUGUUCUCAGUCACCUACAUUGCAGGAGAGACUGUCAUUCAACAAGGGGAUGAGGGUGACAAUUUUUAUGUUAUUGAUCAAGGUGAAAUGGAUGUGUACGUCAACAAUGAGUGGGUGACCAGUAUUGGAGAGGGUGGCAGUUUUGGUGAGCUGGCUUUAAUCUACGGCACGCCCAGAGCAGCCACUGUCAGAGCAAAGACCAAUGUCAAGCUAUGGGGAAUUGACAGAGACAGCUACAGGAGAAUACUCAUGGGAAGUACUCUAAGAAAGAGAAAAAUGUAUGAGGAAUUCCUUAGCAAGGUUUCCAUUUUGGAGUCUCUGGAUAAAUGGGAACGGUUGACGGUUGCUGACGCCCUCGAGACAGUCCAGUUUGAAGAUGGCCAGAAGAUUGUUGUGCAGGGUCAACCAGGAGAUGAGUUUUUCAUUAUCCUUGAGGGCUCGGCAGCAGUCCUGCAGCGGCGGUCGGAGAAUGAGGAAUUUGUGGAGGUCGGAAGACUCGCACCAUCUGACUACUUCGGUGAGAUCGCUCUGCUAAUGAACCGGCCUCGUGCCGCCACCGUGGUCGCUCGCGGCCCUCUGAAGUGCGUAAAACUUGACCGUCCCAGGUUCGAACGUGUGCUCGGUCCCUGCUCAGAUAUCCUGAAGAGGAACAUACAGCAGUACAACAGCUUUGUGUCUCUGUCGGUCUGAGGCGCACUAGGCUCUUUCCUCCUUAAUUGCAGGGUCCACCAAUGCAAAUUUGCUUUAUUUUCUUACUUUUCUUUACGCGGUUUCCAACACCCAGGUGCCCAUUCACUUCAGUGUUCUCUUUAUCUCUGUUUUUUUUUUUUUUUUUUUCGAUUUGUGCCGUACCAUGUCGCAUUUGUAUCCAUCCUAGAUUUACCAUAAGGCUGAUUGUUAGUUUUGCCUGAGAAACGAGCCAAUCAUUGUGCCACAGAUGCCUGUCACGUGAACAGAUGUUGAAAUAACAAGGUCUAUCGGGAUUUUCUCUUGCAUCCAAAUUGCUUCAUGUUUCUGUAUAACAGUGUUUAGAAUGAAAGGAAAACAGUGGCCGGACUGAUAUACUCAUGUAGUGUAUUUACUCAGUAUAUAAGGAUGUAUCUUAAUUGAGCCAUCAAGUUUUAGAUUCAGUUUUCCCUCGUCAUUUCAAGCGUUUGAAUACAGGGAAGCCAAAGGCAUAAAUCCAUGUGUGUUAUAUUGUUUUCUUGGGGGUACUGAAGUUAAAAUGCCACCGUGUUUAUCAUGGUGAUCAGCUUUUUCUCUUUUAUUGUUAUAGCUGCACAUAUAUAGUGUAUGUAAAAGAUUAUAUAUUAGAAGUAAAUGACCAUAACCAUAUUUUUUUGCACAGUUUGAUAUCUAUAUAUACGUAUAUAUAUAAAAAACACUUUAUAUGCGCCUGCUGUUUUUCAUUGUGGCAUUUGAUCCUAUUGCAUUGGGCUUUUUUUCACUUUCUGAUAGACAUUUUGUUGUCCUUUCAUCCUUAAUGCUAUACACAAAAGCUUGCUCUGGACUCUUAUGUAGAGUAGACUAGGAUUAGUCAAAUCUCCUUUUAAAGUUAGUUUUUUUUAUUUUGUUUGUUUUGUUUCACAUUUUCUCCCUUCUGAAAUGCCACAUGCUGCAAAUGCUUUAAUUUGUUUGUUUCCCCCACCAAAGGUGAAGUAAUCUUAUUUUAUUCAGCAUUGUGUUUAUGGCGGAUAUAAAUACAGAAAAGAGGUUAUAUUUGUUUGUUUUGUUUAAAUGUUAAGAAGAGUUACAGAAAUGUAAUGGUUAAUGAAAUCUGAAGCUUUGUUGAGUAUAUGAGGAUCCUCCUCAACAGGAAGUGACUACUAGGUGACCUCCUUGACCCGCUGAGAUCCCAAUAGGUUUUCUUUCUCAAUGAGUGUAUGUGAACUGCUUCGAAAUCCCAAAUGUCUUCUUUUUUUUUUUUUUUUAACUGAAGCAAUGUGGUUGAUAAACAGGGCAGGUCUAAGAAAAAUUGUUUUCAAAUAAUCAGUGUCGAUUUUUAGAUUAUUCGCCUUACCUAUAUAGUUAAAUCGAAGUCUUAAAACAGGGACAGUAUUUGCCACUUGUGUUGAGUUCAUGGUGUCUCUAUGCCAUUAGGGUUGGGAUCCAUCAAAUGUUUGGAAAUAGAUCCACUACUGCCACCACCUUAAUCUCCUAUCAGAUAUUGUUCUUGAGAGUUCUCUGAGUUGUGUUUUACUGGGUGGUACAAUAGUGUUAACAGUUGCUGAAGGUAGAUUUUAAUUGUUAUCGCACAGAGAUACUCUUGUAUUAUUUGGAAACACUGCUUGUGUUAUGUAAUUAUACAGAUAUCCAGCUCAUUUGUACAACAGACUCAUGUUAUUGAAAGCAAAUUUGGGUUUUGAAAAGUGCCUGAUUUCUUUACUUUCAUAAUGCAAAGCCAAUAGACAUUGUCUUGUAGUUCUUUUCCACCUAAUAUAUUCAUAUAUAUUCUAUGCUUGUCAUCUGUAUUAUUUGUAAACUGCAAUGUUUUAUUUCAUCUGUAUAUCCGUAUCCUCUUAGCAGUGUAAUUUAUUCAGACUUAAAGCUCCAGUAAUUAAGAGUUUGCACAGAACUGUCCCAAAAUUACUAUGUUAAUUAAAGAAAGAUACCCUAUAUUUAGUGUGUUUUUAUCCUCGAUAUCUGACUCUGUCCUACUGACCACAUGGGAGUUUUUUUUUUUUUUUUUCGUUUUACUCUGACACUUGAUUUGAGAGCCUUACAGCAUGUCAGUGCAGGUGUGUAGGAAAAUAAGAUGUUUUCUGACAUUCACAGAUUUCUGCCCCUCCAGAGUAGACUCUAGAAUCAGUCAAAUCUUGGUGCUGUAGCUUUAAAAACACAGAAUUUGCACCCUUAAUUACAGGGGAUUACAAAUAGCCUUUUGAUUAACCGUUCCACUGUCUUUUCAAUGAGUGGUUUAUGCCUUAUGAUGGGGUUGGAUAAAUGAACAUGUUGAAAUUAUAUAUUAUUAAUAUGAGUCCUCAAUGUUUAACUGUGACACCCAAUGAUAGGCAAAGAAUUGCUGAAUAGUCUACUUGUAAAUGCUCAUAUAUGCAUUGGUCUGUUUAUUUAACUUCAUUUGAUGACAAAUGACAAAAAGUAACCAUAAAUCUUUCCCCUGAUUUCUGUAAAAUGCAUCAUUGAUGUCUGUUGUAUUUCCCUUUAUGAGUGGAUUAAAUGAUUUUGUUCCACUGCAAAUUUUCUGCUUACCUUUUAUUAUGAUUUUUUUUUUUUUUUUACAACUUCAGUACUAUUUCUUGAAGAUCUUUCAGUGGUACACUGGAAAUGUGUUUGUAUUAGCUCCCUCUUCCCCCCCUUUUUUUUGUAGCUUGCUUUUCAUUCCCUGGUUGUGACUGCCAAUGGUGUUUUCUUCUGGAGUUUUCAGUAAAAUUGUGUUCUAGUAUGUACACAGGAAUUGAUAUUUGCUCAUAAGCUUUGCCAUCAGGGCGUUAGAGACUCCCAUGCACCCAUUCUUCAGUUUAAGCCCUCAACACAGAGAGCUGUAAAAUGUCGAGGGACCAUUUUUCUAUUAUUCUUUUUGUAUAACUAUACGGUUUGAUUUCAUUGGAUGUGCUCAAGUUGUAAACCUUUUGGUAUAGAUUGUCCCAAUGGCAGGUCAAGCAAUAAAAUGAUUAAUUCUUGAA
Messenger RNA from Megalobrama amblycephala (Wuchang bream), 4255 nucleotides. RefSeq names its product protein kinase, cAMP-dependent, regulatory, type I, alpha (tissue specific extinguisher 1) a (gene prkar1aa). Gene Ontology annotation, cellular component: cAMP-dependent protein kinase complex. Gene Ontology annotation, biological process: regulation of protein phosphorylation. The record is from RefSeq and is a predicted model, not a curated record. Bases 162 to 1301 code for a protein of 379 amino acids. The transcript has 11 exons. Lineage: Eukaryota; Metazoa; Chordata; Actinopteri; Cypriniformes; Xenocyprididae. Gene Ontology annotation, molecular function: cAMP-dependent protein kinase regulator activity.